AUGAUGAUGGGGUACUUCCACAGCAGCUCCGCGCCCUUCUGGGACUGCAGGUGUGGGCAAACAGGGGGGAGAGGUGUAGUGGGAAGGGUGGUUGCGGCGAGUGUCAGAGAGGGAGGCGCAAGAAUCGAGACAGGGAGGCGCAAGAAUCGAGACAGGGAGCUGGGUGAGAACACCAGAAAGUGGGGUGACCAUUUGGAGUGGCUGAGGGCCCGGGCCAUAAGGUUCUGUGGACUGAACCAUGAGCACAGGAGGGGAUCGACGGGAGCCACGAUGCUGGGCACCCAGGUGGGAGGAUGA
Molecule: messenger RNA, 297 nt
Organism: Auxenochlorella protothecoides
Lineage: Eukaryota; Viridiplantae; Chlorophyta; Trebouxiophyceae; Chlorellales; Chlorellaceae
Exons: 1
Coding region: 1-297 (98 amino acids)
Source: RefSeq, a predicted model, not a curated record